Nelumbo nucifera (sacred lotus) is the source of this 321-nucleotide messenger RNA. RefSeq names its product mitochondrial import receptor subunit TOM6 homolog. Gene Ontology annotation, cellular component: mitochondrial outer membrane translocase complex. The record is from RefSeq and is a predicted model, not a curated record. Lineage: Eukaryota; Viridiplantae; Streptophyta; Magnoliopsida; Proteales; Nelumbonaceae.
UUCUCAGUGCCGCGGUGCCACCAAAAGCCUAGAAUCUCCUUCGCGACGGAGCUCAGAUUCAGAAGAAAGAAAUUUGUUAGGGCUCUCUAACUCUAAGCACCCCAUUUUUUUGAAGGUAAAAGAAAAUCAGGGAGAUGUUUCUGGGAGGGUUUCCCAGGAAGCCUGACAAGGCGGCGGCACUGAAGCAGCUAACGACGCAUGUGACGAUAUUCGGGAUAUGGGUGGCCGUGGUUCGAGCCACCCCUUACGUCCUUCACUAUCUCUGCGAAGAAAAGGAAGAGCUCAAGCUUGAUCUCUGAUUCUCUCCUCCAAGAUUUAAGA